AGUAAUCAGUUGGCUCGCGAUGUUGGAAAAGAAAAAGUCGGGCGUGGAAGUAGACAUAAAAUAGUUUUGAAACUUCUGUUCGAUAUCCCACUGAGUUUGAAAUAAAAAGAAUCUUGCUAAAAACCAAAACGAAACAACACCUAUAGAAGACAAGAAGAAGAAGACAAAAAUAACGAAAACAACAACUGAAAGAUAUUUCUUUUAAAGUUAUUUUCUCUUAUUUGUGUUGCAAAAAAAGGAAAAAUAAUACAACAAGAAAAACAGCAACAGCGACAGAGGAAAGGAAAACAAAAUCAACAAAAAUAGCAAAUCAAAAUGGCGCACCAACAACUCGCCUCUGUGAAUUGUCCAUUGGACGAUAUCGAUUUAGCUGCUCUAAGGGAUCCUGCUGGUAUAUUCGAACUUAUCGAAGUCGUCGGUAAUGGCACUUAUGGUCAAGUCUAUAAGGGUCGACAUACAAAAACUGGUCAAUUGGCUGCCAUAAAAGUGAUGGAUGUCACCGAAGAUGAAGAAGAAGAAAUCAAAUUAGAAAUAAACGUCUUAAAGAAAUACUCAAAUCAUCGGAACAUAGCUACAUAUUAUGGUGCUUUCAUCAAGAAAUCGCCGCCGGGCAAAGAUGACCAACUGUGGCUGGUCAUGGAAUACUGUGGUGCUGGUUCAGUUACCGAUCUAGUUAAGUCAACAAAAGGACAAAGUCUCAAAGAAGAAUGGAUUGCAUACAUAUGUCGCGAGAUUCUGCGCGGUCUGGCCUAUCUGCACUCGAACAAGGUUAUACAUCGUGAUAUCAAGGGUCAGAAUGUCCUGCUCACCGAUAAUGCCGAAGUGAAACUGGUCGAUUUCGGUGUGUCGGCACAGUUGGAUCGUACAAUAGGCCGGAGGAACACAUUCAUUGGUACACCCUAUUGGAUGGCGCCCGAGGUAAUAGCGUGCGAUGAAAAUCCCGAGGCCACCUAUGACAAUCGUUCCGAUUUGUGGUCACUGGGUAUAACGGCACUGGAAAUGGCCGAAUCACAGCCGCCACUGUGUGAUCUACAUCCAAUGCGUGCUCUCUUCUUGAUACCACGUAACUCUCCGCCACGCUUGAAAUCGAAUCGAAAGUGGUCCAAGAAAUUUCAAAGUUUUAUAGAUACAGUGUUAGUGAAAGAUUAUCAUCAGCGGCCUUAUACCGAACAAUUGCUUAAGCAUGCUUUUAUCAAGGAUCAACCGACAGAUCGUCAAGUGCGCAUACAACUGAAGGACCACAUCGAUCGCUGUAAAAAACGCAAACAAGAAAAGGAACGCGAAGACUACCGCUACUCGGGCUCGGACAAUGACGAUGAUGAUACACAGAUUGCUGGUGAACCAAGUUCAAUUAUCCAAGCACCGGGUGAUACAUUGCGUCGCAAUUUCCAACAGAUUCAGGAGGGUCGAAUUGCUGCCGAACAACAGCAGCAGCAGCAACAAAUGGCCGCAGUGGCAGCAGCUCAAGCGGCAGCUGCCCAGGCACAAGCUGCACAACAGCAGCAACAACAACAGCAACAGGCACAAGCUCAACAGCCGCAGGCGAAUCGGAAUCAGAAACCACCAUCGCGUGAUCAGCGUCAACAAAUCGAGGAACCCGGACCACCAUCACGUCCAGCAUUACCUCAACGUCUCAUUGUUGUACCAGAUCCUCCACAUGCCAAUCGACCAUUGCCACCAACACCGAAAAGUUCAGAGUCCUCGUCCGCCGCACAAACUCCACAGCAACAGCAGCGUAAUUCACAAAAUAAUUUCAAGCCAUCGUUACCACCAAGGAGACCUGAGGAUUUGGAUAUGAUAGCAGCACAACUAAAUGAAUUGGGCGUCUCUCAACAGCCUCAACCGCAGACCGCAUCGGCAGCCACAUCUUCAUUUGCCCAGCAAUCAGCCCAACCUGAAGCACCACCACGUAAUAAUCGCCAAUCGGGCGGACCACCAUCAGGGUCGGGCAAGCCAGCAGCCCCGCUACCCACAUCGGGCAAUAAUCAUCAUCAUGUGGCAGUUUCAAAUCCUCUGGAUCCAUUGGAUAGCAGUGAUUCGGAUAGUGAACCAGAUGAGCCCAAUGAUCGUGGUCGCAAUGACGGUACUCUCUUGGCCAGUGAUCCCCCAAAACCACUGCCUGGCCUGGUGCCAGUAUCAGAGGAUUCCUCAUCAACGCCCAUUACCCAUGGCAGCGGUGGACCACCAAAUCGCCCCUUACCUCCCACACCAGAUGAUGAUGACCAAGCCGGCGAUCGUACAUUGAUAAUGAAAAGGAAAUUCGAAAAUCAAAAUCGUUUACAAAAAUCCGCUUCGACAUCUUGUGCCAAUCGUCCGAAAAAUGAGUUGCGUGAUGUUGCUCUCUUGCGGGAAUGGGAUAUUGAGAAAUUCUUUCCAAAACAAAGUGCCAGCAGUGGAGCAGGAGGAGGAGGAGGAGCGGUUGGCUCAAAUGACAAUUUAUCAGCGGCUGUUACAACAGGUGUCUCCAGUAGUCUUUCACGGGUGCCAAGUAGUUCAAAUAGUAGUACUCUAAAGGCCGAUAGCAAACUACAACGAUGCAGUAUGGCUGAGGUGCCGAGCUCAAGACAAACGCCCAAAGGCUUCCAGCCAAUAAAGACAGGUGCUCAACAAGCCCAGACCAAAGAUCAAACUCGAGCCUCAAUGAUGUCAGUUUCCAGUAGAACUAAGGCGAGCUCAACUAAUGGCUCAAAUAAUAAUAGUAGUAAUAAUAAUAACAACAACAACAAGUCUUCCCCAACAUCAUCGACGUCCUCGUCAGCGUCGCCAGCUAACACAAAUGCCUUAAGAAGUGCCAAUAACAAUGCCACGCAUAAACGGCAAGAGUCCGACUCAAAAUUGCCACAAAACUUCAUACGCGGAUUCCGGCGCGAAAACUCGGAUUUCUUCCCCUUAACCAAACGCCAUUCAGCAGUGCUGGUCAACACAAAUCUAUUGCAGCAGCAACAACAACAAUCAUCGCCUUUUGGCUCAGCAGCCCAGAGAGCCAGUGCCAUGAUACCCCGAAACAACAGUAUAUUCAAUAAUAAUAAAAAUGAUUUGAAUAAGAGCGCCAAAGAGACGAAUUCCGCCGCCAAUAAGUCAACACAAAAUGCCAAUGCAAAAAGUUCGGGAAGUACCAGUGGUUCGACCACUGCCAAUGCGCCCAAUAAGACUAGCUGGACUAGUAAUUUAGAUUUCUUGCGUCCUCGUCGUGAAAAGACUGAAUCGGUUAUUGUUUUUCAAAACUCCGCGGCCAGGCAACAGCUUUUUGCCCAACAACUGGUACAACAGCAACAAAAACAACAUCAGCAGCAGAAUCGUAAUACGGAAAAUCUUGGUACACCCGGUACACGCACCAGCAGUGUUUUACCCGAUUUGCUUAGUCAAGCUUCGCCAGCAACUCCGCCACGUCACGACAAAUCAUCCAGUGAAGAGUAUCAGGCGGCCAUCAACUCAUCCGUGCAUUCCACACCCUCGAAAUCGUUUAUUGGUGGUUCGAAUAACUCACCUCAAUCGACGAUUUCGUUGCAUUCGUCUUCAUCGCGUCAAAACAGUCCCAAAAAUUCGAUUAGCAAAACUCGCUCUUCCAGUAGCAUUACUAAUUUGUUGCACAAAUCUGCUUCUUCUUCCAAUGCAUCGGCGGCCGCUUUGCCCGUUCCUCCCUAUGCCCUACAACAGAAACAGCGUAGUUUUCUUACAUUUGGUUUUGGUGCUGGCGGCUCGGGACCAUCGAGACGUGAAUCACAUGUGAAUGUCAAUGUUACACCCACAUCGCACGAGGCAUCCAGUGAUACGCCCGAGAUACGCAAAUACAAGAAACGUUUCAACUCGGAAAUAUUGUGUGCCGCCCUGUGGGGUGUAAAUCUAUUGAUAGGUACUGAAAAUGGUUUAAUGUUAUUGGAUCGUUCCGGUCAAGGCAAGGUUUACCAACUGAUAUCACGUCGUCGUUUCCAACAGAUGGAGGUAUUAGAAGGUCAAAAUAUCUUGGUAACCAUAUCGGGUAAAAAGAAUCGUGUUCGUGUCUAUUACCUAUCCUGGCUCAAAUCGAAAAUCUUAAGAACCGAUGGUUUAUCUGAUCAAGUUGAACGACGCAAUGGUUGGAUAAACGUUGGCGAUCUACAAGGUGCUGUACAUUUUAAAAUUGUUAAAUACGAAAGGAUUAAGUUCCUAGUGAUUGCAUUAAAAGACUCAAUAGAAAUUUAUGCCUGGGCUCCCAAACCAUAUCAUAAAUUUAUGGCAUUUAAGAAUUUCGGUGAAUUGGAACAUCGUCCCUUGUUAGUUGAUCUUACCAUUGAAGAUCAAUCUAGACUGAAGGUUAUCUAUGGCUCAGCUGAGGGCUUUCAUGCAGUUGAUUUGGAUUCAGCUGAAGUAUACGAUAUUUAUCUUCCUAAGCAUACUCAGGGUGCAAUCAUUCCUCAUUGUAUUGUAGCUCUUCCAAAUUCAAAUGGUAUGCAGUUAUUAUUAUGCUACGAUAACGAAGGUGUUUAUGUGAAUACAGUAGGACGUGUGUCCAAAAAUAUUGUGCUACAGUGGGGUGAGAUGCCUACAUCAGUGGCAUACAUUGGAACUGGACAAAUUAUGGGCUGGGGCAAUAAAGCAAUAGAGAUACGCUCGGUUGAAACGGGUCACUUGGAUGGUGUCUUCAUGCAUAAAAAAGCGCAACGUUUGAAGUUUUUGUGCGAACGCAAUGACAAAGUAUUCUUCAGCAGUGCCAAAGGUGCUUCAUCGUGUCAAAUCUACUUCAUGACUCUCAACAAACCAGGCAUGGCGAAUUGGUAACAAAUAUGGUCCAUAGAUCAAACUAUGAAAAAACAACAACAAUAACAAUAGCUUCAUUAGGCAGUAAAACAUCCAACUACCUAUUAUUACCAUUUGACGUCUGUCUGUCGGUCGGUCGUUUGAUUUGUACCCCACUUGUAGUAUCACUGUUAUUUCGAAUUGUUACUACACUUCUACAUGAAAACCAACCCCGCUUCUUAUGGAACAAAUUAGAGAACUGAACAAAAGUAAAAAAAAAAAACAGAAUAAUGAUACGAUCAUGUUGUAGGGAAUGAAUGAGUAUUUUUUUGUGUGUAUUUUCUUCUUUAUUACAAUUAUUAUUACUAUUUUUAAUGGGAGAAAAAAAAAACAAAUGUAUAACCCUGUCGAAAUGUGGAUUAUAAUGAUUUUGAGUAUUGAGAAAAUCAUUUAUUUUAUAUCAUUAUUAAUUUUUAUUGAAAGAAAAUAAUUAAAACUUAGUCUUAAGUUGAAAAACGAAAAACAGAAAAGAAAAUCAACAAUUUAUAUUGAUAUAUAUAAUGAAAAAAAUGGAAGAUAUAAAGAAAAAAAAACGAAACGAAAGUGCCGAUGCACAUUUUUCAAAGAACGCUAACCUACAUGAAUUUGAAUAGCAUAAAAAACAGUGCAAAGGUUCAAUGGUUCGUGGAAGUAUAUAUAAAUAUGAAAAUUAAACAAGUUUUUACAAUAAUAUUAUUGAAAAAAGAAGAGAAGAGUAUAUACCCCAGAUUUAAAUCAGGUUUAUAAAACUAUAUUAAAUAUAAACAAAUAAAUUAAAAAAAAAAAAAAAAAAACAUAAUAAGAAAUCAAACGCCCCGCCCUUCAUGUAUUAAUUAGAUGAACUGAAAUUCAACUUGGAAAUGUACUGUACUAUGCGCCACAUCAACAGCCUAAACAAAAGUGAAACAAAAAAGCAAUAAUUGAAAAGAUUUGAUUGUUAAAUGUAAAAUACUUUGAUUAGUGACACUUCCGAUGCAUGUGUUUGAAGAAAGAUAGGUUAAAUAUGUCUGUUCUUCUUUUCAACUACUUUAAAAAGAUUGUAUUUGUCUAGUCGCAUCAUGGAGAUCAGAUAAUCUGGUACCGAUUUGGUUUUGGAUCCUCCAAUGGCCAGGUUCUCCAUUCCAAAAGAUUUGUCCACAUACUUUCCAUUUAAAAGUUUUUUUAGAGCAAGUAAAAAAUCGUUUUAUAAACCUUGAAAGUUCUAUGAAAACUUAAUAUCCGACUGAAUAAAAAUUUCCUUACAACAUAUCUGGCCCAUUUUAAAGAGCGGUGGUCAUAAAUCUUUUGUUUAUCCCGAAGCGUGAAAAAAAGGCGUUAUCCCGCUUUUAAUUCAAAAGACAUCGAGUUUUUCAGUGUAAUGACACACAACAGCGGACCAGAAAGUUUUUAACCUGCUCGUUUCAGUUAUGUUUUCCCUACAAUUAUAGAAUUUGAAAAUUCAGAUAUGUUAGAGUUUCGUGUGUGAGCUUUUAAAUUAGUCCAUGGUAUAAUUAUUGCAGGUGAUUUGACUCUAUAGUAAUACUAGUGUCAAAUCCGAAUUGACGUUUUGUGGUUUAAUUCCAUUUCUAGGUACACUUUUUUUCCAUAGGUAUACACUUUUUUAUAUAAAAUUUUACUGCAGUUCAAUGUGAACACAAUGUUAGCUAAAAAUAAAAAAAAUGCCAACGGCAAAUGUUUCGCGGUUAAGGAAGGAAGUCGGGUAUUUUAUGUUUUAUAAAUCUGAAAAAUGUAGAAAACUUUAUGUAUAUAUGCAGUUUGGUUUCAAUUUCAAAGGGGAUGUUGCCUUUUCCACAAUUUCCCAGCGAUUGCUUGAAGUUUUGAAAGAUUUGGACCUACAACUAAAAACUAUACAUUCACAGGAAUGAUAUGAAAGCAUUAAAAUCAAACAUUUUAGAACUAAAAGAACUGCAUUUUCAAUUUAAUAAUCCAAAUUCCAAACAUCAACAUUUUUAUACCCUCCACCAUUCUAUAGAGGGUAUAUUAGCUUUGUCAUUCCGUUUGUAACUCCUUGAAGUACUCAUAAUAGUCCCUACAAAAUAUAUUUAUUCUGGAUCAGCGUAAAAUUCUAAAACGAUCUAGCGAUGUCCGUCUGUCUGUCGUCUGUUGUAAUCAAGCUAUCUUUCGAGCGAAUUGAGAUAAAGGACUAAAAUGUUGCAUACAUGCAUAGUUUACCAGUAGGCAGGUUAAGUUCAUAAAUGGGAUAUGUCGGUCCACAUUUUCGUAUAGUCCCCAUAUAACGAUACCUCCCGAUAGUCGGUAUUUUGAUGAUUUCAGCAACAUUAUUUACCGGAAUCGUUUCAAAUUUCGUAUUUGAAGUUUGUAAUGGAUACUACAGCCUAUGGCAUACAUUUUUGUAUGCAGGUCCACGUCUUCGUAUAGCCCCCAUAUAACGGUAGCUCCCGAUAUUCGGUAUUUUGAUGAUUACAGCAACAUUAUUCACCGGAAUUGUUUCAAAUUUCGUAUUGGAAGAUCCUAAUGGGUACUACAACCUAUGUAAAAAAAUUUUGUAUGCAGGUCCACGUCUACGUAUAGCCCCCAUAUGACGGUACCUCCCAGUACUCGGUAUUUUCAUGAUUUUUGCGACAUUAUUCACCGGAAUUUUUAUCAAAUUUCGUAUUUAAAGCUCGCAAUGAGUACUACAGCCUAUGACAAAAAAAAGUCGUGUGCAGGUUCACGUUUAUCCCUCAUAUAACGGUACCUCCCGAUAUUCAAUAUUUCAAUGAUUUUAGCGACAUUAUUCACUGGAACUGUUUCAAAUGUCGUAUUAGAAGUUCGUAUAGUCCCCAUAUAAUGGUUUUCAAUUAAGUAAUAGUUUUAAUUUUUUUGUAAGUUCCUUGCAAAUGGUGGAGUGUAUUAAAAGUUCGGACCGGUCGAACUUGGUUGCUUUUUUACUUGUUGAAAUUAUAAUAAUUUAUUGAAAAUUAUUUGUUUUGUUUACAUAUUUGGGCAUAUACCUCGGUAUUACGUAGAAAAACAAAUUUCUGUGGGUAACACUUGCUGUUGCCUGUAUUCUACCGUGAAAUCAGUCGUUAAAAUUAUGGUACAAUAAACAGGUAAGGUAGAGCUAGCAGCUGUAAUUUUUUUCUAAGUGUGCCCAACUUCUGCCAAUUUUGUACAUGUAUUCAUUGUUUUGAAAAUACAAACAAAAUAUUUUUAAAAUCAAUUAUUAAAGAAACGCGCAUUGCAGAUAUUAACCAGUUUUGCCACAGAACUGAAAGAUUGAACAGUUUGGAGAACAUUUUUGAAAGAACAACCAGACAUCUCAUUCAUUUUUCGCGCUUUUUAACUCACUUAAAAAAUGAGAAAAAAAAAUAUGAAAUAAAUUAAAACAACUUGUUGCGCAUAAUUUUGAGUAAUUCUGAUAAGAAGCGGGCAUAGCCUCGGGGCUGUAUUUCUGUAAUUUUACAAAGCUGUUCUACCUCCUUAUUGUGCCAUGGUUAACAUAAACUUAUUAGAACAUUACAUAUGUGUAUGAACACUUUUAAAUUAUCCGAAAGGACCUGUAGGAUUAUUUUUUUUUAACAAAUUUACGACAAAAUUACAAUGAUAUAUUCAUAUCAUUGUAAUUUUGUUAAACCAGAAUUGUUAACAUAAAGUUUAAAUUACAGUUUCGUAGCACAGAAUUUGAAGCCCUGGCCUUAUCCUCGUCGGCUCUGGAUUACCUUAUAAUACUUGAGAGCUUAGACAAGCAUACAUAAUGUAACUUACAUGCAAGAGACAUCAGCCACUUGAUAUUUUUCUUUAUCUUUCCUAAGAAUCUAAGCAUCUCUCUUCAAAUACCUAAUGCUAGGUAGCACAUGAGACGACUAAUCAUUGUAAAAAAAACUACUAUCAAAACUUUUUAAGCAGAAAGUGUCAAUAAAUGUGAAGAAAAAGAAUGAUCCUAUAAAACGAAAAAAAAACUAAAAUGAAAUACUUUUUCACCGAAAACAAAAACACAUGUAUCAUACAUAAAUGCAAAACAAACAAACAAACGAAUCUUUCACUUUUUUUCUUAUACAUUUUUACAAUGCAUUAAGGAAACAUAAUUCACGCUCACUGCUUAGAUAUAAAUAAUCAUUGCAAAUAAAUUGAAAACAAAAAGAGAAAACAAAAAUCACUUAUACACCAGAUAUUUUAUUCUUAUAUGCAAACAUAUUCGUCUGUAGAAAAGCGAAAAUGUUUCGGGCAUUUGUACUCCUUGUUUUACUAACAUUUACAUGAUCUAAAAAAACAAUUUCUUUCUUUUAAAGUGCAACUUUAGUUGGGAAUUUUAGUUUUUCUUCUUUUGUAUUUUAUACAAAAACAAAAUAUAUAUAAAACAUUUUAUACUUCAGUAUAUCACUAUAUAUUUUAAAUUUCCUUCAAAAAAAUACAAUACACAAAAAGCAUUUAAUUUUUUAGUUAUAUGAAAGAAAUUAAAUCGUAUAUAAAAAACAAUUUGUUUAAAAAAAAAUAUAUCAUAAAACUUAGCUAAAAAACAUUAAGUUAUUUUUGUAUCAUUAUUAUUAUUAUAUUAUUAUAAAGAACAUUAUUAACGUUAUCAACAAUUUAAAAAAAAAAAACUUCAACAUGACAUUUACAUAUUUUAUUUACUUUUCAAAAUGAAUUUCUUCUGUAUAAAACUUAAAUGGUUUUUGUAGAGUUUCCACACUUCCAUUAACAAUAUUUGCCUCUUUUUCCUUUAUUCAUCCCUCCUCAUUCUAUUGCAUUAACACCAUCUGUGUCCACUUUAAUUCUUGUUUAAAUUUAAGUUUAAUGUUUUGUAUGUCCCUCCUUUUAUAUACAUAUUUAUAUUUGUUUUUGCUUAUUUUAUUAACUAACCAAACUUAAAAAUAUUCAAAAAAGGAAAAUAAUAACGCCAUUUGUAAAAACUUAAGUGAUAGCUAUUUAAAAAAAAAAAGAAAUACAUAUAUGUUUUGUUUAUUUAAUAAAAAGUCUUUCACCUUUCGCAAAAAAUCAAUCAACAUUUAAACUAAAACAAAAAUUUGAUUAGUAACGACGCGCAUUGAAUUACAAUUAAAAAUGAAACAUAAUUCAUAUAAAUUUUAAUACAUAAGCCCCACAAAAAAAAAUAAAAACAUCAAGAAACCCAAACAACAACCACAAACAAACAAUUAUAAACAUUUAUAUAAGAGAAACGUAAAUUGAAACAUAUAACUUAUAUAAAUAAUUAACACAAAGAUAAACAAGAUUAUAUAUUAAUAAAAAGAAAUAAAUAAUAAUUAAAACGUAAAUAUAAUAACAAUAUGAACACACAAAAAAUGAAUAAUUACAUUUUGAAGUAAAUAAAAAUACAAUUUAUAUAUCGGAA
This is a messenger RNA of Musca domestica (house fly), 10048 nucleotides long. RefSeq names its product serine/threonine-protein kinase mig-15-like. The record is from RefSeq and is a predicted model, not a curated record. The coding region runs from base 316 to 4758 and encodes 1480 amino acids. The transcript is spliced from 18 exons. Lineage: Eukaryota; Metazoa; Arthropoda; Insecta; Diptera; Muscidae. Gene Ontology annotation, molecular function: ATP binding; MAP kinase kinase kinase kinase activity. Gene Ontology annotation, biological process: protein phosphorylation.